AUGCUUUUAGUGUCGAAGGCUGACAGUGGAAUUUAUAAAUUAUCAUGUGGAUCUUGUCCAUACGAGUUCCCUAUUGACGGAAUAGAGGUGUAUGACCGUAAGAAUUUGCCCAGGAAGGAAGUGGACGAUGUUUUGGGUGGUGAAGGUGCAUGGGAUAAUGUGGACCAAACCGGAGCGCAGUGUCCGAACCACGACCAGUGUGGUGGUGAUAAGGCGUACUUUUUCCAACUUCAAAUCAGAUCUGCCGAUGAACCUAUGACUACUUUCUACAAGUGUGUGAAUUGUGGCCAUAAAUGGAGGGAAAACUGA
Kluyveromyces marxianus DMKU3-1042 is the source of this 309-nucleotide messenger RNA. It is a transcript of the gene RPC11, whose product is annotated as DNA-directed RNA polymerase III core subunit RPC11. NCBI's taxonomy places the organism in Eukaryota, Fungi, Ascomycota, Saccharomycetes, Saccharomycetales, Saccharomycetaceae. Gene Ontology annotation, molecular function: nucleic acid binding; zinc ion binding; DNA-directed RNA polymerase activity. The transcript has a single exon. Gene Ontology annotation, cellular component: RNA polymerase III complex. Gene Ontology annotation, biological process: termination of RNA polymerase III transcription; DNA-templated transcription. Bases 1 to 309 code for a protein of 102 amino acids. The record is from RefSeq and is a predicted model, not a curated record.